AGAAAGACACGCGUGUCUGGUUCUUUAACUUGUAUACAGAGGAGAUGAACUGGUGCUAUAUUUGCAUUUUUGGAAAUUACCUAAAACUUGAGGAACGUGGCCAUGUCCGCAUUGGCAGCAUUGGCAUUUUGCAUCAGUUUUUGCAAAGCAUAAGCAUGGAACCUAUACAAAGAUUGGAUGCUCUUCUGUGUUUUUUCGGAUCUACUUCUAGUUUUGGCUUGCAAGGUGUUGACAGCUAUAAUGGACAGAUUUGCACCCUUUUCUGUGUUUUGGACCCAGUCCUGGUUUUGGCUAAAAAUACUGACCAAUCCUGUCUUUUUUGCCUCUUUAAAAAUCCCGCUUUGUCUUUUAAGUCCCUGCCCUAAAAUCGUUGCAUUGUGCAACUUCCCCUAUGAGUCUAUACUACUGGUCUUACACAUAGGUAUCUGGCUGACCUCAUCCACCAAGCAAGGAGCUUAUCAUGUAGGGCGGUGGUCUUCAACCUGUGCCCCUCUCUGGCCGUUGCAGAACUACAGCUCCCAGCAUGCCUGGACAGCUGAAGGAAGUUGUAGUCUUGCAACAGGCACAGGUUGCAGACCACUGAUGUAGGAUCAUAAAAAUGAUCAAUAAGUGGUCCUCAUAGGCCAGCAAACAUAAUGGGUCCACUAAAAACUUUAUAUCAGUAAAUUAACACUAAACUUUGGCAAAUGGCAAUAAGAUAAGGAUUGGGGGUUAUUUACUUGUUACUAUCAUGUUAAAAAAAAGUUUAAAUUCCAAACCAUAAAUUGCAUGCAUUGAUUUGGUAUAGAUCAGAUGUAGGAAAGAAAUUUGGGUGGUCAAAUAGGGACUCGUAAUAGGAACAUUGAGAGUAUGAGAUUCUGUAAGUCUCAGCUAGGGGGCAGCAUUACAUUCGUAUUGUCAGCUACCCGGUAGACUGCCGCACCUAAUGAUAUGAACUGUGUCUAUCCUUUUAUUAGUUACUGUAAGUGUCUUUUUAGUGCCCAUUUGGUCUUUAGUAUAUCGUAGAGCCACAAUGUCUAGUAACCUGUUGUUGAAGUAGAAGAACCUUAUUGCACAGUCCCCAUUUGCUCCCUUUGACUUGUCUUGUGCAUUGAAGCUGUCAGCACUUGUCCCGCAGUUGGGUUGGUGUCCGUCACUCGCCAUCUGCCAGCUGAACCAUAAAGUGUUUGCAUUUGGAUUUUUUAGAAACAAACCUUGUCAGCUGCAGCACGGUUCUCUGGGUCGAUAGAUUUGAUGGAUGACAAUGGUACAGAUCCAAAUAACACCGAAGACAUGGAUUUUGAUCUGACGGGACCAUGCUAUGCUGAAGAGAACAAUGACUUUAUACGAAUCUUCCUUCCCACCAUCUACUCCUUCAUCUUCCUUCUUGGAAUUAUCGGUAAUGGACUGGUGGUGCUGGUCAUGGGCUAUCAGAAGAAGUCCAGGACCAUGACUGAUAAGUACAGGUUGCAUCUUUCUGUGGCUGACCUGCUGUUUGUGUUCACGCUUCCGUUCUGGUCUGUGGAUGCCGCCAUUGGUUGGUACUUUAAAGAAUUCUUAUGUAAGGCUGUCCACGUCAUUUACACGGUCAACCUCUACAGCAGCGUCUUGAUCUUGGCCUUCAUCAGCUUGGAUCGCUACUUGGCGAUUGUCCAUGCCACCAACAGCCAAGGAUCUAGGAAGCUAUUAGCAGAGAAGAUUGUCUAUGCUGGAGUGUGGCUUCCGGCUAUUUUGUUGACUGUGCCCGACCUUGUGUUUGCCAGCGUGACAGACAUCGAUGGCAGCUAUGUGUGUGACCGCAUCUACCCAGUGGACAGCCAAAAAGACUGGAAAAUUGGGUUCCGUUUCCUCCACAUCACAGUGGGACUUGUCUUGCCCGGACUCAUCAUCUUGACUUGCUAUUGCGUCAUCAUUUCCAAGUUGUCUCAUUCAAAGGGCCAUCAAAAACGCAAAGCCUUGAAGACCACGGUGAUCCUCAUCCUGGCGUUCUUCGCAUGCUGGCUCCCGUAUUAUAUCUGCCUUACCAUUGACACCUUUGGUUUACUUGAACUCUUGAAGUUUGAUUGUUACAUCGAUAACAUGCUUCACAAGUGGAUCACCAUCACCGAAGCCCUGGCCUUCUUCCACUGCUGCCUCAACCCCAUCUUAUAUGCCUUCCUCGGGGCCAAAUUCAAGACCUCUGCCCAAAACGCCCUUACGUCUGUCAGCAGAGGGUCCAGUCUAAAAAUACUUUCCAAAAAGCGUGCUGGACUUUCAUCCGUCUCGACAGAGUCAGAAUCCUCCAGUUUCCAUUCCAGUUAACAGAGUCUGGAGACCAAGGACUUUAUUCUUUGUAAUAUAUAUAUAUAUAUAUUUCUUAUUGACUGAGAGGUAUAAACCUUAUUUAUACAGAAAUUUUUUCUUUUUUUUUUAUAUCUUUAUUGUAGGCCGGGCCUAAAGACUAUUGAUUGGUUCACAAUAAACUAGUUACAUUUGUCCAUUACAGUGCCAAAUUUAUUGUCUCUGUACAGGGACCCUUCCUGCAUCUCAUGAAUGUGACGCUUUUAUAGACCUCCCUCCUUCUCUUUGUACUGAACAAAGGACAAACCUGUAUGGUUAAUGCAUUAUACCCUCCACCCCCCCCCCCCCAUACCCUCCCGCCAUGUCUGUAUAUUUGUACAGAUACUACCGUACUGUCUCGUGUGCUAUUUAUUCUGUGUGUAAGUAGGAUAAGGACAUAAAUAAUAUAGUACAAGGGCUAGCUAGCACCAGUGUUGUCGUCGUUUUUUUAUGGGGAUCAGUGUCGGUGUAAGAUCGGAUUUUAUGUUCCAUGUAGUAGAAUAGAGGACAAUGGCCAGUGUGUAUUGCAGUAUAAAUUUUUCCAGGGACCUACAUAGGACAUAGGUCCUGCAGCAGAAAGCAGAGGCCCCUCUCCUGUAUCACUCCACCACAUCCAGGACAACAUUUGGUCCUCCAUAUGGUGCUUAAGCCUAGCUCAGUGGGACAACACUCAUUAGUAAGUGGACUGGGGCCCUAUCCCAAGGCCCCUUGGGUGGCACCUAUGUUUCCUUUGUAACAACCCACCAUUGGGUAAAGCAGCUGACCUCAGAGAUCUCAGGAACUAUAACAUUGGACCAGUUAGAUGUCUUAAGUUCUCAUUAAUAGUAUGGCCCUCAAGGCCAUGACAUAGAAGUACCCUUGAUGCCCCAAGAUCACAUAGAGUAAUAUAUUACAAGGUAUUGAUAUACAGUGAAACCUCUUUGAGAAGACCACCCACAAUUGCAUUGAAUAGUGGUCUCCUCUGGGGGUGGUCUUCUCAAAAAAAUAGUUAUGAUGCAUAAUCUAUAGUGACCUGGAGGUCCGUCACAUAAAAUCUGCUCUGGAAAAUGGGGCAGUUUCCUCAAAGUGAGGAGGGGGGCUGGGGGGUUUGGGAGAGAGGUUUUACUGUAUAUAAUACCGGUGGACUGAUGGGUAUGUCUAUAUCCUCUGGGUGAUAUUGGUUACUGGGCAAAAAGACACUUCAGAGCUAUUAUUGAUGCAGAAGACAAGGCUGAGGGUCACUGUGGAUGUACUGCGCCAUGUUGUAUGUGAUUGCACUUAUAUGAUAUGACUGUUAACCUAGGUCUUAUGUUUCCGAUUCAGUAUCGCCGUCCUUACAAGCCACAUACUGAACGUUGUAUAGAGUGUUUCUUAAUAAAUUCUUAAGAAAUGAAA
This is a messenger RNA of Hyla sarda, 3672 nucleotides long. RefSeq names its product C-X-C motif chemokine receptor 4 (gene CXCR4). Gene Ontology annotation, cellular component: membrane. Lineage: Eukaryota; Metazoa; Chordata; Amphibia; Anura; Hylidae. The transcript has 2 exons. The record is from RefSeq and is a predicted model, not a curated record. Gene Ontology annotation, molecular function: chemokine receptor activity. The coding region runs from base 1234 to 2280 and encodes 348 amino acids. Gene Ontology annotation, biological process: neurogenesis; chemotaxis; immune response.